Molecule: messenger RNA, 6715 nt
Organism: Onychostoma macrolepis
Lineage: Eukaryota; Metazoa; Chordata; Actinopteri; Cypriniformes; Cyprinidae
Gene: leng8
Product: leukocyte receptor cluster (LRC) member 8
Cellular component (GO): nucleus
Source: RefSeq, a predicted model, not a curated record
UUUUGUUUGAGGUGUUGACAUUCAACCGCUGAGUUCGGCGAACUAGUUGAUAUGGGCUGCGGUAUAUUCCUAAUAUCAACUGGAAUUUGGUUUAUUUAAGGUAUUCAGUAUAAACCAUUGUUAAUCAGCUCUUGUAACUUACGCGAUUUCCUACAAAACAUUCUGUAUUAAACGUUAGAACUAUUAUUUUAGUCAUAUUUGCGUAGAAUUCUCGGACCAGCUAACAAGUAGCUAAUACGUUAGCUCUGGCAAAAUGGCGGCGAAUGCGGCACAGCAAGCUCCGACACCAAACUGGCCAUAUGGUAGUAAUUCAAGCAGUGAAAGCCAAGUCCAUGAGAACCCAGAAUGGGAAAAGGCCCGACAGGCUCUAGCCUCCAUCAGUAAAAGUCAGAACUCUACCAAGACUUCACCAACCAAUCACACCACCCAACAGACCGGACCUUAUCAGGCAACAGACUCUUCUGCAAUGCAACAACAACAACAACAGCAGCAGCAGCAGCAGCAGCAAUACUAUCAGCAGUGGUAUCAACAGAACCAACAACAGUAUGCUGGUUACCCAUAUCCAUAUAACUACUACUACCCCAUGCCUCAGUAUGGAGGACCAUAUCCUCCAGGACAGUAUGGUGUUCCAGGGGGCUACCAGGCACCCACUACACCCACUGGACAGGCCCCUGCUAUGCCCAUGAUGGAAGAUCAGUCCUCCAGCUAUUCCUCCCAGCCCCCUCCUCCUGCAACCCCUCAACCUCCCCCUCAGAGUCCUACAUCCACUGACCAGCCCCCGCCCCCUCCUCCACCCCUAGCUCCCCCACCCAAUGCCCAGUACCCCCCUCCACCAUCCCAGACAACCUACAGCCCAAAUGGUACCAUGCCAUACAGCCCCACUGAUUCAAACACUAUGAUGCAGGGCUACAAUUCAGGACAGAUUCGGCCAGGGUACCAAGGUUACCAAACUCAAGCAUAUCAGCCCUCUCAGCAGCAGGGUCCAGGACAGGGCCUAUAUGGAGGCCCAGGCAGAGUGGAUGCUAAGAAACCUAACAAUAGUAAUAUGAACAAAGGUGGCCAGCAUCUGUGGCAACGGAUGAAACAGGCCCCUGGAGCCGGUGCUGUAAAAUUUAAUAUACAAAAACGCCCAUAUGUCAUGACCAGUCAGAACUUUCCUCCAGGUGAUCAGGCCCCUGGAUUGGCUUCCCCCACUGCGACAAACCCAUCACCUGGGUCUGUGUCUGCAACCUCUACUACUUCCACAGGAGCUGCCCAAACUCGGCCUCAGGACUGGCCACAGGCUAUGAAAGAGUAUGUACAACGCUGCUUCACAGCCUGUGAAUCUGAAGAGGAUAAGGACCGAACAGAAAAAGUGCUGAAAGAUCUUCUGCAGUCCAGACUACAGGAUGGCUCUGCUUACACUAUCGACUGGACCAGUGAACAACUGCCAGAUUUGAAGCCAAAGCAGUCUCGCUGGGAGGCAGUUCCUCAGCGUUCUCAAGACAAUGCUAUUGGGAGAGGUGGAGCCACCCGUGGCAGGCUUGGGGCCAGGUUGGGUAACUACAGAAAUGUCUUUUCUCAAAGAAGCCCCUCUUCAAGCUCCUCCCACUCAUCCCGCUCCUCGUCACGAUCCCCAUCACCUCACAGCCGACACAGGGACCGGAGUAGACAUCAUCGCAGUGACUCCGGCUCUCAGUCAGACAGCAGCAUGUCAAGUGAUCCUCGACUUCCACUGUCCCGGCGGCAACAAAAGGGUGGCCGAGGCCGUGGGGCAGAAAGGGAGCGAGGUAGAGGAGCUGGGGGAGAGAGAGGCAGAGGAAGAGGCAAAGCAAACAGAGGGCGGAGGAAUAUGGAAGACCUCGCCAGCGGUAUUGGUAAAAAGCGGAAAGGUGGUAAUGCAGGGCUUGACUUUCACGACCCAAAUCGUGAAGCGAAGAAGCAGAGCCGGGCAGCACGCUUCCACACUAAACUACGCACUGAGCCCCUGGUGUUAAACAUUAAUGUUUUUGACCUCCCCAAUGGCACACAAGAGGGACUGAGUUGGGAUGAUUGUCCCAUAGUUGGCACCUGCCAGGACAUCACCAAAAACUACCUGCGCCUGACCUGUGCCCCUGACCCUGCAACUGUCAGACCCGUAUCUGUGUUGCGAAAGUCCCUGAUUACAGUUAAAACUCAUUGGAAGACCAAUCAGGAUUACUUGUACGCAUGUGAACAAAUGAAGUCAAUACGACAGGAUCUCACUGUUCAAGGUGUGCGUACAGACUUCACUGUGGAGGUGUAUGAAACACAUGCUCGCAUCGCUUUGGAAAAGGGUGACCACGAGGAAUUCAACCAGUGCCAGACCCAGCUGAAGGCGCUGUAUAAAGACUGCCCAUCGGACAACGUGGGAGAAUUCACUGCCUACAGACUUGUCUACUACAUCUUUACUAAGAAUUCUGGAGACCUGACAACCGAGCUUGUGUACCUUACCCCUGAGCUCCGUGCUGAUCCGUGUGUAGCUCAUGCUCUUGAGCUCCGUACUGCCUGGGCACUUGGAAACUUCCACCGGUUCUUCAAACUCUAUCAGAGUGCUCCACGUAUGGCUGCUUACCUUAUCGAUAAGUUUGUGGAGCGUGAAAGAAAUCUAGCGCUGAGGGCUAUUCUUAAAACGUUCAGGCCCUUUGUGCCGGUGGAGUAUGUGCAGUCCAGCUUGGCCUUCCCAGAUUUAGACUCAUGUUUAGCAUUUCUAACAGGGCUUGGGGUUACAUUCACCCCCUCUGACCCAAGCAAAAUAGACUGUAAAGUUAGCUCAGUCAGUCUUAUAACUUCGUAAUAUGGGAAAAGGGUGGGAGUUGACCAGAGAAUUUGCUUUUAUAGAGCUUAAAAAGACAAAGCUGUGGAUAAGGGACCAGAUAUCUACAUAACAGACAGACACACUCAGAGUCUAGAGCUGAUCAUAUUUAUGAAAGAUAUCUCAGAUUUUUUAAAACUCUUGUAGAGUGAUUGACUUUCUGACAGAUGACACAUCCACAUACAGGGACUUAGGUGCCAUAUUCAAGACCCAGUAUAGCCUAUUCACACAGCCCAUUUAAUGAGGUAUCAGACAACCAGUUUACUUGCACACUAUCCCUUACACCAAUAGAAAAAGAGGCAAAGAUCUGAUGGGGUUGGGUCAGCAGGUCAUGUCAGAUCCCACAUCACAGAGCUCAAAAAAGCAUUUAAGCUAACAGUGUUGUGUGUUCUCAUGUUUCUCUCCCCUCAAGCAAACAGCCGCAAAGCUCAAGACCUGAAAACAUCAUGGUUAACCAAGAAUAUAAUGUGAGCCAGUUGCCACCAACAGUGUACCAGCUCAUCAAGUCUAUGUGAAGCCAAAGGAUCCUUCUGCAAGGUUUUGGUCAUCUUUAAUGGACUUUAAAGCAAAGUGAGAUUCAGUGCAAUCCUUCAAGCAAGAAGAAGAUGGUUUGUAUUCCCUAUCUUUCCCUGUGCCUGAGAUGUCUUCAGUGGGUCACUGGUGGAGGUGAUCUGUUAGAUCUCCUGGCUCCCUUCAUCUCUAGGAUCCUAAUGCUGAUAGCAUGUAAUAUUUGGACUGAGCUAUAACAAGACAACCACUGUAUAAAAAAAAAAAAAAAAAUGCAGAUUAGGCCCUGUUCCGCAUCGUGAUCAGUUCUGCGUCCUUCCCACACAGUCUUCUCUCCCUCUCCUGCACAUCAUCAACACUCAAGAAGCUGGCCUUCAUUAGUCAUAGAUAACCUCCUAAUCAUUCCUCGACACCCAGGAAGCAAAACUCAGUGACUCAAAAUCUUUCGCUUCCACCCCAGCUGUGAUCUGAAUAGGGCCAACCAUUGUAAAAGUCAUCCAAGUCCACUUAGGGCAUUCAUUCACCACUAGGUUUGACCACCAGCUUCUGAAGAGCGAAGUCCUCUACAAAGCACCUCCCAGCAUAGAAGGUCCCUAAGCCUAACAUGCAGUCAGCCUGAGAAGGAAAAGUCAUUCAGAAGGAAAAGCAAGCUCUGUUUUCCUUCACAGCAAGUUGGCGGCUCUCUCUUGUCUCCUCUUCAGAUGGUGAUCUCCACUAGUCACCUCACUCCUACAAGGGCAUCCACUGUCCUGCUGGGGUUUGGAAACACAUGGGUUUGUAUGGCUCCUUAAGCUUUGGCCACGUCUACUGGUAAUGGCUGGUAAGAAGGACUUGAUAUUUUGAAAGCGUGGUGAAUCUUCGUUCAGCUUGGGUUGAGGUGUUACCACUGUUGAACAACGUGCUUGGCUUGGUAUCUGUUAAUCCUUCUGGCGGGUUGUGAAUUUGUCAUUUCUCAUUUUAAAAUGGGCCUAAUACUGAACCCUGUUGCACUCCUUAUCUACAAGAUUGACACCAAUAGAUUCAUACAAAAAUCAAAAGGAUCUGCUCAUUUUACAUGGAUAUUACUAUGAUACAAUACUAAAUCUCAGAUAUUGAUAUGGUAUCAUGGUCUUAAUCUAACCAAUGAUUGAAGCAGGAACGCAUUGUAGUAAAAACGUUGUACCAAUUCAAAGUAUUACGAAGUUCGUCUAAUGCUCCUUGAUUUCUAAUGGACUGCUUUAAAAGUUGCUAUAUAUACAUCAAUUUCAUUGUAAAUGAACGAGGAGCAUGUGCACCAGCAUUUGCUUUUUGACGUAAUCAGGUUUAUUUAAUGUUAAGAUCUAGCAUGGAUAAGGCUUGGGUCUGAAAUAUGUUUGCUUUAGCAAGAUGUGCUCAGGGCCACUACAAGCAGAAAGCAUCCCUAACACCUCAUUGGUGAAAUAUGUACAUAUGUAAAUAAUGUGAGAAGUGAGUUUUUUUUUUUCCUUGUUAAUUUGAUUUCAUAGAUUAUUUGUUUGUACAAUGGUAAGUGUAAUUUUGAACUAUACAUUAAUUUUGCUGGCAGUUUUAAGUUUAAAUAUAUCUUGGGUGGUGAGCAUGUGCAUACUGAUAUGCAGUUUAGUGCAAAUAAUUGAGAUUUUCAUGUUCAAAUUAUUCUAAAGUUUCUAGUUCCCCUAGACAUUAAUUACGUUAGGAAGUAAAACAUCCAAUCCAUACUCAACGAAGGAGUCAUGAAUUGAUGAUAUGCCAAAUCUUUCCCUUGUUGAUCAUUACUUAAUAUUUCCAAGCAAUUUUUGUUGCAUUUCUUUCCUUUGUUUAUCAGGUCAUCUUAGUUUUGUGACUUCCUGUUUUAUCAUCUUCCUUGUUUACCUGUUCAGCUUUUCUUGCUCUCAUACCUGUAAAAAUUCACUUGUUAGACACAAAAGUUUCCAACAAUAAGAGAAAGAUUUGGUUUAAGCACAAGCUGUUUGUUUUUGUUUUUUGUUUUUUUUUGUUUUGUCCCCCUUCCCAUCCACGCUAAAGUUGGGAAAUGGUUAUAAUCAAAUAUUUCUAGCUCAUUUUGUUUACCUUAGAGCUUCGUCUUGUAUUUGGUUGUACAUUGUAAAUGAAUUCUUUGCUGAUGCUGCUGGUUGCCACACUGACUUUACUCUCCUUUCCUCCUCAACCUUCAACCCCUCCCACCCCUUAUUCUCCUCUCCUCCUGCACUCCUUCAUUACCAGAUUCUCUCUCUUAUUGCAGUCAUGCACAUUCGGAGCAAAGCGAGAGAUGAAAAGAUGAGGGCAAAACUAAUCCAGAGGCACACUGGAAAAUGGGCAUUGAGACAUCCAGACACCAUCCAAAUGAUAUUCUUCAUUGUGCCUGUUGUUGUCUGAUGCAUUUGUCAUUUUGAGGAGAGCCUGGUGAUUUCAGUUUGCAAUGUUUUUCUUGAUGCCAAUCUCAAUUUUAUGAAACCAUGACAAAUCCACAAUGUCAGUCUGAAGAUGAUGUAUGGGUUUUAUUUUAGGAAUUGCUCCAUAUAGUGUUUAGUAGAAUUGCUGCUGUAUGUUCAGGUGUGUCUCCUCUUAACGUUGCUUUUUCUCUAAGUGUAUUAAUAGGUGUUUUGUUUGCUUUUUUCUUUUUUGGCAAUUGCUGUUGUUUACUGCUGUAUUGUUUGGAGUUUUUUUUUUUUUUUUUUGAUGGACUGGGGUUUCUGAUGUCUAACUUUUGGGUUUAAUAUAAGCUGUAAAAUUGCAUACUGGACAUACCUGGACAUACAGAUGGUUAGACAUUUUCUAGAAAUCCAUACAGUAAUGUCUCUCAGGUCUUAAAAGCUCACUGCAUUUUCUAAUGGUAAUGUUGAUUGAAUGCCCAUAAUGCCUAUUACUUAAGGAUUGUCCAAAACAAUGUUGAUUGUCUCAAAGGAUAACAGUUUAUUUUUUAUUUCAUGAAAUGUAUUUUUAGCCCUUGCUGUUGUGUAAUAUUUUCACAGCAGUAUUACUAACAGUCUCAUCCCCUCUAUUCAAAUGUUGCCUGUCCUCUUGCACUUCUAAUUUCUUUAACGUCUUUCCUCUGCAUCAGCUCUUUGCUUUUCUUUGUUCAUAUUGUUUUAGAUUUGCCUCCAAGUGUUCUCUUACAUCUCAACUUUAGCCAUCGACUCUUCUUACUUUGUCUCAUCUUUAAUAUUUUUUUCAGCAAUCUGUUCUUUCUGCAUGUUCCUCUCGUCUCCCUCUUCUGCGUUCUGUAAUGCAAUGUUGUGAUUGGUUUAUAUGUAGUCAGUGCUUGGCAGUAAGUAUUUCAGCUGGACUGUACUUGCAUCUGUUUUUUCUUUUACAGCUCAACCUCUCAAAGCCGUUUAAAUACUGCCGUUUGUAGAUGCUGAUCUGUACAUAAUGUACCUACUUUCUUAUCUUGAGAGAAAAAUAAAGAAAUAAAUCUGA